Messenger RNA from Symbiodinium pilosum, 1446 nucleotides. NCBI's taxonomy places the organism in Eukaryota, Dinophyceae, Suessiales, Symbiodiniaceae. The record is from the annotation of a GenBank genome assembly.
AUGUGGCCGAUCGGCUCUCGCUUGGGCUCUCGCCUAGUCCAGUCGGCACGUGGAUCCACCAGCUUUUCCUUGCAUGGCGCAGUCUCGUCUGCAAAAGUGCAGGUUCAAGCAGGAGACUUGGUUUCUGAUGGAGGCCAUUGCGACCUCAUUGUGAACUCUGCAAAUGAGACGCUUGAAGGACCGCUGUUUCCGUACUUUCCCAUUGGUGCCGAGUGCGAGAGUGGGGAUGUGUACUACCAGGAUGAAGUCGUUGAUGGGCGAAUCCACAAAGCUGCUGGCCCGGCACUGGGUCGACUUUGCCGACGCCUGCCUGAGCUGCCGCCGGAUGACGAUCCAAACGCGCCAUUUCCAAGUCCGUACACGCAGCGCUGUGAGAUUGGGGGAGCGCGGCUGACGGAGGUGCCCGAGGGGAGCGAGCUGGCUCGUCGGUGCAAGUAUGUUGCACAUGCGGUGGUGCCCAUGUGGGCUGGUGAUUUGGAUCUGCAAGAGCAGAACAGGCGGAUAAACCUGCUACGACAGGCCUACAGCGCUGUUUUUUCUGCCGCGCAAAGCGCUAGCACUCCUGUGCGACGGAUUUGUUCGCCUUUGCUGGGUGCGGGAGCAAAGCAAUUUCCUGUGGACCUGGCAGCGCGCUGUGCAAGGGAAGCAGUCCUCUUGGAGUUACAGAAUCCGAUGCUGAUGGACUUGGAGGUGAUCACGUUUAUUGACAUCCGCGUGCAUUGUGUAGACCUCUUGGUCCAGGAGCAAAGUUGGUUCAAGCAGGACUUUGCGGAGUUGGAGGAUGCCCUCGGCGAGGGAGUCUGGGAGGUGGAAGGAGACAACCUUUAUUUCGAGGCCAAAGAUGCCUCCUCAGGGGCUGUAGUUGCAAGCGAGGGUGGCGUUGGGUCGAUUGCAGAGCUUGUGCAUCAGCUCAAUAAAGGCCUCGGUUGUCAGGCAACAAACCUGACCAUGGCCUUGAUUUGUGAGGCCAUCGAUGUCGACUCAGACGGUACCUUCACCGUCGGACUGGCCUUCGACGAAGACUUUGAGGAAACAGCUCUUCUGGCUGUCACGCUUCGCAGACCCAGACCAGAGCCAAAACUGCCAAGGGAACCAGGCGAUCCACCAGAAGAUCCGGAGAUGCCACGGCCCAUUGUGCUGCAAGUCAAUGGCCAGGUGGCUUGCGAGGAUGUCGGUGAGUUACCUGUGAAGAUCGAGCUGGAUGUUCAACUCUGCUGGGAUGAGAAACGAACAGCGGUUCUCCGACACCGGCUGCUUCCGGUCGACCGCAGCGAGAUGACGAUUGACAGCAUUGACAGCCUUGACAUUGAGGCAAAAGCAACCUCAACUGGCUUCUACACCACUGACGCGAACUUCGACGUGGCGAAGGCAGUUUUUCUGCGUGCUACGGGCACUGUGCAGAUUCGCUUGUUGUCCUUGCAAUGCGGUCCUUUGAACGCUUCCUGA